Molecule: messenger RNA, 1201 nt
Organism: Rubroshorea leprosula
Lineage: Eukaryota; Viridiplantae; Streptophyta; Magnoliopsida; Malvales; Dipterocarpaceae
Source: the annotation of a GenBank genome assembly
GGUGGUUGCUGGUUGGUGCUGGUUACGUUGAUUUUUUCUUGCUCCUUGCAUUAAUCCCACAAUGACGUUGAAGAGAUUCUUUCGUGAGAGGCUCUUGAACAUCUCCAAGCUCUCACCACCGCAAUCCCUAACCAACUGCCGCAUCUCCUCUCCGGCUGUGCUCGGCCGGGUUCCCCAGAAUGGGAGAAAAGCGGCGACGGUGAUUGCACCGGAUCCGAGAGACAAUGGCAAGGGGAUUUUCAGGAGAUUUCUCCACGAGCGGGCGGUAUUCUCCCCGGAGAUUCGGAAGAUGCCGGUUGGGGAGACUUUGAUGGAUAAUUUGAGGGGAAUGGUGGUUGCGAAGGAUCGGAUCCGGUUGGACGGGCUUACACCGCAUCUGGCUACUAGAUCGGCGGAGAAUAGGUCCGCCGAUGUGGUGGGACUGACGGUGGAGGAUGCAAGGAAGCUGCUGAGGGUGGCGCAGCUGGAGGUUGUAAAAUCGAAGCUGAGAGAGACAGGGAAGAAUUGGAUCGCGUAUCCAGAGUACGUUAACAUCUGCAGAGAAGGUUGUUCGGGUCCAGAAGACGGAUUGCAGAUUGCGAAAUUGCUUGAUGAGUGCGGGACAGUCAUUGUCUUGGGAAACCUUGUCAUUUUGCGUCCUGAACAGGAGGUCUAAAACGUGAAAGGGUCCACGUUUGAGAUGGUAGUGAAGGACCAAAAACAAAGCCCUUCAGUUUCUUCAGGGAACAAGAUUGUUUCAGUUUUCACCUUGGGUUCAAGGUUAUGGGAUAUACCCAUGCCUUUCCUCACCCGAAAACCAAACUAAUUAAACUGAACCAAUAACUUUCAAAACUUUUAGAAUAAGGAAAGAUAGGAGAAUAUAUGGAAUGUAAAUUUUAUUUUUCUGUGUUUUUAAUUACAUUAAAGAACAGGGGUGGACCGGAUGGUGGAUGAGGAAUGAGAUCAAUACUGGCAAUUGGGAUGGGUUGAACUUUAUUUUUUUUCUUUUUAAUUAUAGGGAACAAAGAAGAAACUGACAAUAGGAAUUUGAACAGGGAAGGGAAGAAAACAAAAGCAUGAGUUCUUGUUGUAUGGGAAAAAAGAGGUCUUAGCAGACAAUAGGCAUUGAUUGUAGAAAUGAAAGCUUUAAGAAAACCAAACGUAUUUUCCUGGUUUAUUUUUCGUCUUUAGUGCUUGAUAACUAUAAACAGGCUUAAAUUGA